This is a messenger RNA of Syzygium oleosum, 1080 nucleotides long. RefSeq names its product GDSL esterase/lipase At4g16230-like. Bases 1 to 1080 code for a protein of 359 amino acids. The transcript is spliced from 5 exons. The record is from RefSeq and is a predicted model, not a curated record. Gene Ontology annotation, molecular function: hydrolase activity, acting on ester bonds. NCBI's taxonomy places the organism in Eukaryota, Viridiplantae, Streptophyta, Magnoliopsida, Myrtales, Myrtaceae.
AUGGCCGAAAUGUCUUCCUCUUUGUUGUCUUCACCGUCUUCUCACGGAAACAGGAAGUUGCUUCUUUUUUGGGCUAUCGGCAUGAUGCUCGUCUCGGCUUUGGCGGGCGACCCUCCUCCCGUCUUUAUAUUUGGAGAUUCGACGGUUGACGUGGGGACCAACAAUUACAUACCUUCCAAGGCAAGAGCCAACUUCCGUUAUAACGGGAUUGAUUUCUUGAAGCAGUUGGGUUACAAGGAAAGUCCACCUCCUUUUCUGGCUCUUCUCCAAGACCCAUCAACCUUCCAAACCAAUCUACUUCAAGGUGUUAACUUCGCCUCAGGCGGCGCUGGAAUUCUUGAUGCAACUGGAAAUCAAACCUGGGGUGACGUGAUAACGAUGACGCAACAAGUGCAACAAUUUGCGACGGUCCAGGGCAACAUCACACAGCUACUCGGUAACAAAAGUGCUGAUUUCUUUGCCCACUCGCUCUUCUUCAUCAGCAUCGGAAGCAACGACAUCUUCGAUCAUCACCGGUACAACGAGACCACCAUGUCCCGGCUAGAGCUGAUGGCCACCCUUCAGUCUAAGUUCACAGACCAACUGACGGCUUUGUACAACUUGGGAGCUCGGAAAUUCGGCAUCGUGAGCGUCCCUCCGAUCGGGUGCUGCCCAUACGCACGGCUCCAGAACACAACGAAGAGCGAGUUGGGCUGUUUGACAGAGCUGAACGAUUAUGCUCAGGCCUUCUAUUCGAUGAUCUCGGAUUUAUUAAAAGAUCUGAGCUCACAGCUCCAAGGCAUGAAAUACUCGCUUGGAGAUGGAUAUAAAAUGACCUAUGACCUUAUAAGCGAUCCUGGUGUCUUUGGCAUUAAGAACGCUGAAGCAGCAUGCUGCGGAAAUGGGACAUUGAAUGCAGAGCAGCCAUGCGACAUCAAGUAUAGCCCCAACCCGUGCCCCAACCGCCUUGAAUACUUGUUCUGGGACUUUUUCCAUCCGACCCAGCGAGUGUCCCAACUAGCUGCCGUCACUCUGUUCACCGGAAAGCAGGAUUUCGUAUCGCCGAUGAACUUCAGCCAGUUGGCCCAGGCCAGCGCAUGA